CCUCGGCUAGCGUCUCUACAGAUGAAGCAUCGACGUCAUGGUUGGUGUUUUCUGAAAGUGUUCCCUUUUCGAUCUUCUCGAGAAAUCCGACGUAUUUGUUUGAUUGUAAGGUUUCGGGGAGGUAUGUCAGGAGAAUGCGCAACACCAGGUCUUUGCGCAGGACAGUGUCAUGGCGGGCAGCAAGGACAGCCAAGCUAUCGAUAUCGGCCUGAACAGCAAAGUGCACGGCAAGGAGGACCAGCUUUGCCGGUGAUAGUGAGAGGGUCAUUAUUUUCGAGGCUCCUGUAUCCGAGAUUCGUACUAUCGACCUAGAGAAUGAAUGGAACGGUGCAAAAUCGCAUGUCGAAUUACGUCGGAUAAUGCCUUCACAUGGCAACUUGUCAGUCAACGACAAGGACACGGAGCUGAGAGCUUCCACAAACAGCAGUUGGGGAUCGUGAACACAUUCGCUCUUGGCAUCUUUCCCCAAGAAAGCGGCAGGGAUAGGGGUCAGCCAGCCAAUCGAAGGCCGGGCAUUUCGCCCGCAGUCCGUCAUUGUGGGUCAUCCCUGCUGUGGCUUGACCUGCAAAAGUGUGGCUGCCGCUCUCCCGUGCGUGUGUCUGUUGCUGGCCAAGCUCCAAGUGGGAACAUCACAUUGACUUUGGACGCCGACGACAUUCGCGACCUCCCCUCAACUUCCCCUCCUGCCACACCACAAACAGGGAAAUUCAUAGCCCAUCAUGGCGUCCGGAUACGGCGUGAACGGCGGCCCGUCUCGGUGCUUCCCCUUCUGGCAGGAGCUGCUCUCGUGCUACGUUGUCAACACCACCGAAUUCGAUGACUCUGGAAAGGCCAAGUGCGCCGGGCACAUGGAGGACUACUACGAGUGCUUGCACCACAGAAAGGAGGCUGCCAGAGUCAAGGCCCUGCAGGCUGCUUACAGAGCUGCCGAGGCCAAGAAGCUGAAAGAGAAUCCUCCGAAUGCUACGCAAAUAAGGAAUCUGGGGCUGCUAGACAAGGAGGACGACACAAAGAAGGUGCUUGGAUCCAGCUAG
This is a messenger RNA of Podospora bellae-mahoneyi, 1034 nucleotides long. RefSeq lists its product as uncharacterized. The transcript has 3 exons. Bases 720 to 1034 code for a protein of 104 amino acids. NCBI's taxonomy places the organism in Eukaryota, Fungi, Ascomycota, Sordariomycetes, Sordariales, Podosporaceae. The record is from RefSeq and is a predicted model, not a curated record. Gene Ontology annotation, biological process: mitochondrial respiratory chain complex I assembly.